Molecule: messenger RNA, 1662 nt
Organism: Ochotona curzoniae (black-lipped pika)
Lineage: Eukaryota; Metazoa; Chordata; Mammalia; Lagomorpha; Ochotonidae
Gene: DMRT2
Product: doublesex and mab-3 related transcription factor 2
Exons: 3
Coding region: 1-1662 (553 amino acids)
Biological process (GO): sex differentiation; regulation of transcription by RNA polymerase II
Cellular component (GO): nucleus
Molecular function (GO): RNA polymerase II cis-regulatory region sequence-specific DNA binding; DNA-binding transcription factor activity, RNA polymerase II-specific
Source: RefSeq, a predicted model, not a curated record
AUGGCUGACCAGCAGGCAGGCCUGGCUGCCGGGGACUGGGAGAUCGAUGUGGAGGGCCUGGAGCUGGAGCCUCCCGGACCUAGCCCGCCGCCGGCAGACCGCGACUGCGACGAUGACGAGGGAGAAGAAGAGGCGGAGGAAGAAGAGGUGGAGGAAGAGGGUGACAGCGAGGAGGCGGCCACGUCCCCGAGGGUCCCGGGCAGACGGGAGCCGCAGGGAAGCCAGCUGACCGGGCCUGCGCCCGCGUCCCAGGUCUUGCCAACCGCAGCGGGGAUCUCGGAGCGCGCGGCGAGCGUGGGCGGCGGCGAACCCCGCAAGCUGAGCCGCACCCCCAAGUGCGCGCGCUGCCGCAACCACGGCGUGGUGUCGUGCCUCAAGGGCCACAAGCGCUUCUGCCGCUGGCGCGACUGCCAGUGCGCCAACUGUCUGCUGGUGGUGGAGCGCCAGCGCGUCAUGGCCGCCCAGGUGGCGCUCCGGAGACAACAGGCCACCGAGGACAAAAAGGGGCUUUCUGGGAAACAGAAUACCUUCGAGCGCAAAGCGGUGUACCAGAGGCAAGUCAGGACACCCAGCCUGCUGGCUAAAAGCAUUUUGGAAGGUUACCGUCCCAUUGCCACGGAGACUUACCUGGGAGCAAGCUUACCGCUGCCUCCCCCUGUUAGUGACAGGAUGAGGAAGAGAAGGGCCUUUGCCGAUAAGGAGUUGGAGAGCAUCAUGCUGGAGAGGGAAUAUAAAGAGAGAGAGCUAUUGGAAACGUCCCAUGCCGCUGCCUUGUUCCUGCCCCACCGCGUGAUGCCUGGGCCGGAGUACAGCUCCCACAAGGGUGCCUACAGCCCCGCCCCAGUGGACUCAGCGGGCAAAGACUUUUGCAGCUUUCUACCCACCUGCCUCGAUCUAACCAUGCAGUAUUCAGGCUCUGGCAAUAUGGAACUUAUUUCUUCUAACGUAAGUGUGGCUACUACCACAUACAGGCAGUAUCCCCUGUCUUCGAGGUUUUUAGUUUGGCCCAAGUGUGGCCCCAUUAGCGACACCCUCCUAUACCAGCAGUGCCUGCUAAAUGCCACCGCUUCGGUCCAAGCCCUGAAACCCGGGCUCGCCUGGGACUUCAAGGGGACCCGUGUGCAAGACGAACAUGGUGUAGAACAUGAUAUUCUGCCGCCCAAACUGGAAGGUUCCCUGCUGCUGCCGCCCAUGCCCGAGUUGCAGAGCGGCCGGAGUGGCCUUCAGAGUCACCAGGCCAUCCCGGAGAGGUCUGCCUUCUCCCCACCCCGACGGAAUUUCUCUCCCGUGGUUGACUCGGACUCGCUGGUGACUCAAGGGCAUGUCUUAACCAAGAUCAGCAAAGAAAACAGCAGGCACCUUGUGCCACCUAAACAUAAUCCAUUCCACUCCUUCUUGCAACAGACGCUCCAUGACAAAUCAGGGCCCGGGUCAACGAAAACCCCAUUUGUCAAAGAGGCCCUUGAUGAGACCCCAAAGAAGCACAGCGAGUGUUUAGUUAGCGAGAACGCAAAGUACACAUUUACAGUAGACAGAUGCGCUAAGGACCUUCUUGUAGCCAAACAAGUUGGAACAAAACUCGCGGCCAACGAGCCCCUGUCAUUUUCUGUUGAAUCUAUUCUAAAAAGGCCUGCGUCUGCCAUCACUCAUGUUUCCCAGUAA